Molecule: messenger RNA, 2426 nt
Organism: Macadamia integrifolia
Lineage: Eukaryota; Viridiplantae; Streptophyta; Magnoliopsida; Proteales; Proteaceae
Product: probable protein phosphatase 2C 12
Exons: 9
Coding region: 518-1807 (429 amino acids)
Biological process (GO): protein dephosphorylation
Molecular function (GO): protein serine/threonine phosphatase activity
Source: RefSeq, a predicted model, not a curated record
AAAUCUCCUCUCCUGUGAGAAAUUUUAAUCUCUUCGUUCUCCUAUUUUCCUUUUUUUCUCAUCAUUUUCCAAAAACUCUCCUUUAUCUAAUCCUUUCGUUCACAUAUUUGAUAUUGGGAAUUCAUUGACAGAGAAUCUUGCUUUUUUAGAUUUAGUUUAUCAACAUUGUUUUGAUCGCGCGAAUUUCCUCGUGAAUUUUAUGUCUUAUGGACUAUCAUCCGGUUCGCACUUCGGACCUUGUAUUCGCGAAACGUUCAAGUCUCCUGCUGUUUCUCAUUCAUUUUCUUCUAUCCCGAUUCUUCGGUUGACUCUUUUAUUUUUCUUCCUUGGAAAUAACUGACAACAAUGGUGACGGAUUAUGGAGAUGAGGGAUUAGUGUCAUGUAAUAUUCAGUUGCUUACUUGAUUCAGGUUCCAAACAGGUUCAGUUUGACUGACUUACGACUCAGGGAGGAAUAUAGGUGGACAUCUUUGCUGAUAAGAGCUCUGAGUUGGGAUAUCGAUUUGGGAGGUGAACAAUGUCUACCCGGAGUGAACAUCAGAUGCUCCCACUGGCCGUGCUGCUCAAGCGUGAGUUAAGCAAUGAGAAGAUUGAGAAACCAGAUAUCUUAUAUGGUCAGGCCAACCAGAGCAAGAAAGGGGAGGAUUUCACAUUAUUGAAGACAGAAUGCCAGAGGGUGCCUGGAGAUGGACUUACAACAUUUUCGGUUUUUGCACUAUUUGAUGGACACAAUGGUUCUGCAGCAGCUAUAUACUCGAAGGAGAAUCUCCUAAACAAUGUUUUGGCUGCUAUUCCCUCAGAUCUUAGUAGAGAAGACUGGCUGGCAACACUACCGAGGGCAUUGGUUGCAGGUUUUGUAAAAACUGACAAAGAUUUUCAAGAGAAAGCACAGAAGUCUGGAACAACUGUCACUUUUGUGAUAAUUGAUGGAUGGGUCAUUACUGUAGCUUCAGUGGGUGAUUCCCGUUGCAUAGUUGAAUCUGCUGAAGGUGUUAUUUAUUCUUUGUCAGCAGAUCAUAGGCUUGAAUGCAAUAAAGAGGAGAGGGAACGUAUUACUGCUAGUGGGGGUGAGGUUGGUCGGCUUAAUACAGGUGGUGGUACUGAGAUUGGCCCUCUGAGAUGUUGGCCAGGUGGCUUGUGUCUUUCAAGAUCUAUUGGUGACUUGGAUGUUGGCGAAUUCAUUGUUCCUAUUCCCUAUGUGAAGCAAGUGAAGCUAUCUACUUCUGGAGGUAGGCUUAUCAUCUCAAGUGAUGGUGUUUGGGAUGCCUUGUCAUCAGAAAUGGCUCUGAAUUGUUGUCAUGGGAUGUCAGCAGAUGUUGCAGCUGAUCAAAUUGUUAAAGAGGCUGUACAAGAAAAGGGGCUCCGGGAUGAUACAACCUGUAUAGUGGUCGAUGUACUACCACCAGAGAAGACAACUCCUACACUACCGCCUAAGAAGCCAGUGAAAGGGGUUUUCAAGGCCAUGUUUCGCAAAAGGACUCCGGAAUCAUCGUCUUAUAUGGAGAAGGGAUAUGUUGAGCCAGAUGUUGUAGAGGAGAUAUAUGAGGAAGGUUCUGCUGUUCUUGCAGAAAGGUUAGAUACAGAAUAUCCACUGUGCAACAUGUUCAAGUUAUUCAUGUGUGCAGUUUGUCAGAUAGAGAUGAAACACGGAGAGGGUAUUUCUGUACACGCUGGUACAUCAAAUCCAAGAAAAGUUCGUCCUUGGGAUGGUCCUUUCCUUUGCUUAAGCUGUCAAUCAAAGAAAGAAGCCAUGGAAGGGAAAAGACCAUCAGGAGAUGGUGUCAAAAUUAGUAGUGGAAGUGACUAGGCAAUCCUCUUCAUCAGCAUUGUCAUGGUUUUACGAUUUCCUUGGUUCUAACAAUUGUUUCAAAGCUAACCAGGGCUCUGAAUUUUGAAGCCUCGUCCCUGAAACUAAUUUUGUUUAUUCUCAAGUGAGGGGAUUGAAGAUUUGUACUCCAUUGUGUCAUCCAAAUUGGGAGCUACUGAGAGUUGUUCAACUAUUCUAAUUCAAGAUACAAUGUCUGGGUUCAAGCUUCAUUUAUUUAAAAAGCUCGUGCAUGAUUUGCAGAAUGAUUCGAUGAGCUCGCCUUAUCUAUUCUGAGGACUUUGAGAGGUUUUGGUGCAUUCACCGAUAUGUUAGAUUUGCCUAAGAUGAUCUACUCCUCAACUUCUUGUUUUCGCUUCCAUUGUAAAUUGGUCCCUUCUAUAAAAUUUCGUAUGAGGAAAGCAGUCUCACUGUGAUAUUCUGACACAAAAUAAUGGGUGAGAAAUUACUUCAGGUGAAAUGUAAAAAACUAAUACAAGAAUGAUAUGGAUCAUAUUGUAUCAGUUUGUUGAUCCUUGCUUAUCAAGUUGGGAAGUAAACCUCCAGAUCAUGGGGAAUAACAUAGUUUAUACAAUAGAAUAAUUUUUUCUACAAUUGAUAA